UUUAGCUAACCACAACAUGGGCAAUUGAAUAAUAGUGAGACCCAUGUACACAAGCACAUUCAAAGACGGAAGCUCGUUCCAAAGCUCAUUCAUUCAAAUGGACUCAACAAUUUUCCACUCCCCAAAUUCUGCUCUCUCACCGGAAUCUUCCUUCGGGUCACCGGAUUCUUUCUCUUGGGAUGGCCUGAAUUUCGACCAUCCCAAUUGUUGUCUUCCUUUCAAUGAGAAUGACUCGGAAGAAAUGAUUCUUUUGGGUAUGCUUUCUAAGGCUAAUUACCAACAAACAUCAGAAACAUACUCGAACCAGAUUAAAGAAGAAGAGGUUAGUUCUGUAGAAGAAGAAAACCCCAAGAAGGAGAAGUCCUAUAGAGGGGUUCGGAGGCGGCCGUGGGGGAAGUUCGCUGCGGAGAUAAGGGAUUCUACAAGGCAUGGCAUAAGGGUAUGGUUGGGGACAUUUGACAGUGCAGAGGCAGCAGCUUUGGCAUAUGAUCAAGCAGCCUUUUCCAUGCGGGGUUCCUCGGCUAUACUCAAUUUUCCAAUUGAGAGAGUCCGGGAAUCGCUUAGGGAGAUGAACUAUGGCUCCUCCGAAGAUGGGUGUUCCCCUGUGGUGGCUCUUAAGAGAAAGCACUCCAUGAGACGGAAAAUUAUAAGCAAGAAAAGUAAACAGAGAGAUGUUAGGAUAGAGAAUGUGGUGGUGUUCGAGGAUUUAGGUGCAGAUUACUUGGAAGAACUGUUGAGUUCGUCUGAGAUUGGUAGGAGGCCAGGGUGAGUCAAUAUCAACCACUUCCCUGCCUCAUCUGAAUUAACCUUUCCUCCUGUAAUCUUCCAGCUGGCCUUGUGUUCUUCUUUUAAUUUUUAUUUCUUUUUUUCUUUCUUCUUCCAAGAUUUCAUUGUAAUGGUAGGGAUCAUGAUCAUGCUCUGAAGUCAUUGAAAUCUUUAUCCUUUUUUUUGCUUUUGUAAAGGUCGAAU
This is a messenger RNA of Juglans regia (Persian walnut), 969 nucleotides long. RefSeq names its product ethylene-responsive transcription factor 1B. Bases 44 to 769 code for a protein of 241 amino acids. NCBI's taxonomy places the organism in Eukaryota, Viridiplantae, Streptophyta, Magnoliopsida, Fagales, Juglandaceae. The record is from RefSeq and is a predicted model, not a curated record. Gene Ontology annotation, molecular function: DNA binding; DNA-binding transcription factor activity. Gene Ontology annotation, biological process: regulation of DNA-templated transcription; ethylene-activated signaling pathway. The transcript has a single exon.